AUGGGAUAUCCAGCAGAUAAUUUUGAAUCUUUGUAUAGAAAUUCAUUGGAUGAGGUUUAAAGAUUUCUUAAUACAAGACAUCCAGAAAAGUAUAAGGUUUUUAAUUUGUAAUAAAGAUAAUUAAAAUUAUAAGGUGUUCAGAAAGACAAUAUAGGCAUGAUUUAUUUUAUAAAGUAGUAGAAUUUCCAUUUGAGGAUCAUUAACCACCUCCAUUUGAAAUGAUAUUGCCAUUUUGUUUGACGGUGUCUAAAUGGUUAAAGAAAAAAGAUCGAGUUGCAGCAGUGCAUUGUAAAGCAGGUAAAGGUAGAACAGGAAUGAUGAUAAGUUGCUAUUUACUUUUCUCGAAACAAUAUGAUUCAUCAAAAGACGUUUUAAAAUAUUAUGCAAUGAUUAGAACAUAGAAUUAAGAAGGAGUAACAAUACCCAGUUAAGCAAGAUAUGUUGAUUAUUUUAAUAUUGCUCUAAAAAUGAAUUUAUUGUAUAUUCCAGCAAGAACAGUUGAAUUAAUAGAAGUACGUUUAGUUGGAUUACCAAAUUUUGGAAUUUUCGGAGGAUGCUGUAAGAAUAUAAAUUAUUAAUAUUAGAGCCUUUUAUAAGAAUAUAGAAUUAAAAUAAAUAAUUAAUAUAAUAGCCAACACUGUUAACUAAUUAAGAUUAACAUAAAUAGUAUAGUGCAAUAUUCAAAUUUUAAGGAGUCUACUUAAAUGGUGAUGUUGUAAUAUAAUUUUUUCAUAAAUCAAUUGUUUUGUAAAUAUUUAAUUAAAAGAGAAUAGAGAAGAGAAAAUGUUUUAGUUAUGGUUUCAUACAUCAUUUGUGAUGAUGAGUCCAUAAAUCUAAAGUUACAGUCGGGAUGAAUUGGAUGGAACUCGUAAAGAUAAAUAAUAUAAUAAAUUUCCUUUGAAUUUUGGUUUAGAAAUUCUAUUUGAUAAAGUUGCGGCUAUUCGUAGAAGAUCAGAUUGUAUAAAAUGA
Molecule: messenger RNA, 969 nt
Organism: Paramecium pentaurelia
Lineage: Eukaryota; Ciliophora; Oligohymenophorea; Peniculida; Parameciidae
Source: the annotation of a GenBank genome assembly